Danio aesculapii is the source of this 2751-nucleotide messenger RNA. It is a transcript of the gene pth2rb, whose product is annotated as parathyroid hormone 2 receptor b. The record is from RefSeq and is a predicted model, not a curated record. Gene Ontology annotation, biological process: adenylate cyclase-modulating G protein-coupled receptor signaling pathway; cell surface receptor signaling pathway. NCBI's taxonomy places the organism in Eukaryota, Metazoa, Chordata, Actinopteri, Cypriniformes, Danionidae. Gene Ontology annotation, cellular component: plasma membrane. The coding region runs from base 89 to 1891 and encodes 600 amino acids. Gene Ontology annotation, molecular function: G protein-coupled peptide receptor activity; parathyroid hormone receptor activity; peptide hormone binding. The transcript is spliced from 13 exons.
GCACGUUGCGCUUCACGCACCGAGAAACCACUGAGCACAUCAUCCGUGAAAACUGUCACUCUUUACACACGUGUUGUAGAAACUCAAAAUGUGGAUUAUACUACUGUGGAUAUCUGUCCAAGUUUUGCUGGGUACUUCAGUCGAAGCACAGCAUGUGGACCCUGAAGUGGGCUUAACAGCUCAGGAACAAGUUCUCCUGCUGUACGACAUCAAACUACAGUGCCUUCAAAACAUCUCUGAACACAACCCUGCUGAUGAGGUCUGUUCUCCUGGAUGGGACGGGUUGGUUUGCUGGCCUCAAGGUUCUCCAGGAACCAUCACCAAAGUGCCGUGUCCCAGUUAUGUGUAUGACUUCAACCACAACGGAUUUGCGUACCGCCAGUGCAGCUCGAAUGGAUCGUGGGUAUCGGUGGAGAACAGAACUUGGGUCAAUUAUUCAGACUGUCUGCGGUUUCUCGCUCCAGGCAUCGAAAAGGGCAAAAGGGACUUUUUCGAGCGACUGCACAUCAUGUACACUGUCGGCUACGCAGUGUCCUUCAGCUCACUACUAGUCGCCAUUUUCAUCAUCGGAUACUUUCGGCGUCUCCACUGCACCAGAAACUACAUCCACAUGCAUCUGUUUGUGUCGUUCAUGCUGCGCGCCGUCAGCAUCUUCGUGAAGGACAGAGUGGUGUACGCUAAUGGUGUCCUGCAGGAGUACGACACCAUGCUAAUGGACAACAUCAGCACCGUCUCCAUUUCCCCUCUUGACAAGACUCAGUAUUUUGGCUGCAAGAUCACAGUCCUGUUCUUCAUUUAUUUCCUGGCGACGAACUACUACUGGAUUCUAGUGGAGGGCCUGUACCUUCACAGCCUCAUCUUCAUGGCGUUCUUCUCCGACUCCAAAUAUCUCUGGGGUUUCACCCUCAUAGGAUGGGGUGUGCCCGCUCUCUUCGUGUCGACCUGGGCUGUCGUCAGGGCAACGCUGGCGGAUGUAAGGUGUUGGGAGUUGAGUGCGGGCAAUAUUAAAUGGAUUUACCAAGUUCCUAUACUGACAGCAAUUGGGUUGAAUUUCUUUCUGUUUGUAAACAUUGUACGAGUCCUGGCGACGAAGAUCCGAGAAACCAACGCAGGCCGCUACGACACACGUAAACAAUACAGGAAGCUGGCAAAAUCCACCUUGGUUCUGGUUCUGGUUUUCGGCGUCCACUACAUCGUGUUUGUAGGAAUGCCCCACACGUUCACCGGUCUCGGCUGGGAGCUGCGCAUGUACUGUGAACUUUUCUUCAACUCGUUCCAGGGAUUUUUUGUGUCCAUUAUCUACUGCUUCUGCAAUGGAGAGGUCCAGGCUGAAAUCCGCAAGACCUGGCUCCGCUGGACGCUAGCGUUUGACUGGAAAGGCCCUGUGGUUUUGGCUAACUACCGCUACGGGUCAGUACUGAACAACAGCGGCGCUAGCAAUCAAUCCCAGCUCAUGUCUGUGACCCGCAGUUCUGCCCUCCUCACCAGCAGGGUGUACCGUUGUGCUAGUCGACCUAGCAUCGGCUCGCUAACGCACACCUCACACAUACACACCUCCCUGCCAGGGUAUGUCUUCAGCAACUCGGACAUCGAAAGCCUCCCGCCUUCAAUUCCGGAAGAAUUAGAAGAGGAGGCCAAGCAUAUCGAUGACAUCACGCUGAAAGAAAGCGCAAAAAUUGCUAGCAACGUCACUGUGCAACAGGAAGCACUAGGCAUCUGUUUCGAGGAGAGUGCGCAAAACUCGACAUGUAUGGAUUCCGAUGAUGUCAUGAAGAGGCAUGAUGAUGUCACCCCUGUGGAAAUCGCCAAAUUUGCUGAUGACAUCAUGCUGAAGGAUUCUUUAUUGGUGAGGUACAACAAUUUGGAUCGGGAAAACGAGGAAGUACUUUAAAAAACCAUUUUAAUGCAAACUAACACUGUCAAACCAAAAGUAAUGGGAUAAUGUCCCAUAUGAUUAAAACUGGAUAUUUGGUGCGAAAACAUUGUAUUUACAAUUGAAAAAAGAUACUCUACCUAAAAACUUAAGGAAUUUGUUGGAUUGUAACAAUUGGGCACUAGAACUCAUUUGCAUCCACAAUGUAACAUAUUUAUAAGAGUUGAUUGGAUUGUAAAAAAAUGGGAUUCAUAAUAGAAUAGGGUGAAUGUGCGUUUGCUAAACAGUGCCUAAAUAGCUAUUUGUUGAAAUUUACCUAUUAACCAAUAGUCAACGCUGCCUGACAGAGGUCACGUGUAAAAGGAAAGUUGCCUAAGAAGAAGAGCCACAAAAACAUUAAUUUUUAUUACAUGCACUUUUAAAAGAAAAGAAAAAUAAAUAUAUAUAUAUGAAAAUCUCAAGCUAGUCAAAAAAGAGACAACAUGUGUUGUGUAAUGCACGAUAAUCUACUGCAUUGGUAGGAUCAACUUGUUUUAGUCAUUUUUAAGCCUUGCGUUCAAAGCCAAGUUUGCAAAAACAAAGAUUUAUAUUUGCAUUUGCUCUAUUUCCUCUUGAAAUUAGCAUCAUCGCACUUCCGUGAUUGGUUUAUGUAAGAGUAUGGUAAUAUUAAGGAUGUAUAAAUAUUUCCAUCAAGUGUCACACUGUGGGUUUUAUAUGAUAAAAUGAGGAAAUCAAACAAAGGGGAUUCAUGAAACACAAGCAGAAUGAAAAAAAAAGUCAAUAAAUUGACUUUAUAAAGUCAAAUCAGUCACAUUCAGUUUUCUACUAAGUGGUAUGGGUCAGUACAAUACGCAGGGGCGCCGCUGGCCACCAUGGGC